AUGGAUUGCAAGCGCAUUUACUUCCGAAGCUUCUUUUUACGUGCAACCGAAGCACAGUGCGAAAAUAUUCGUGAUAAAGUUUUUGGUUUGCAUAGUUGUGCUCAUGAUUGUCGCAAACAAGGUAUACCUGUCGAUCAUGAAAUCUCAAUUCUCGAGAAAUGCUCAAGCAUUCUGAGCCCUCAUUUCUCUGAACAUCAUUCACCACCAUUUUACACGGCUAGACAUACCACAGCCACUCUUCACAGACUCUUGAAUGCGCCGCAGCCAGACAAAUAA
Sclerotinia sclerotiorum 1980 UF-70 is the source of this 276-nucleotide messenger RNA. RefSeq lists its product with no specific name. The record is from RefSeq and is a predicted model, not a curated record. NCBI's taxonomy places the organism in Eukaryota, Fungi, Ascomycota, Leotiomycetes, Helotiales, Sclerotiniaceae. Bases 1 to 276 code for a protein of 91 amino acids. The transcript has a single exon.